UCCUUUUUCUCUCUCUAUGCUGCAAUUCUAGGGUUUCGAUUGCUCCCUUUUCUUCCUUCUUCCUUUGGCUACUGAGGUUCUCCCAAGACGACGACCAUGGGGUCCAUCCCCGAUCCCGGAGAGUUGACCGAGUUGACUCCGCCGAGCUUCGACGAGUUCCAGAGGCAGACUUCGCUGAUGACGAGCUGUACUCUGCUGUGGAAGGAGCUCUCCGAUCACUUCACGUCCUUGGAGCAGGACCUCCUGAAGAAAUCCGAGGCUAUGAAGCGCAAAAUCCAGACCUUGGAUAACGAGACCAAGGAAUCGCUCCACGAGCUGGAGAAGCGCGAGAACACCAUCGAAGGAAGCGUCAAGAUCGCUCUCGGAAAGGUUGAGGUCAGCAAGGAGGUGGCGUUAAUGGCGAUGGAGAGGAUUUUUGGCGACGAGAAUGGAGAGGUUGAUGACGGCGAGGGUUUACUGUUGAAGCUCAAGUCUUUUCUUCUGAGGAUGGACUCUUCAGGGCUGUGGAGGUUCGUGACGGGGAAGAAGAAGGAAUUGGAUGCGCUUAGGGCUCAGAUGCCUCUGGCGCUGGCGGACUGCGUCGAUCCGGCGAAGUUCGUGUUGGAGGCGAUAUCGGAGGUGUUUCCGGUGGACAAGAGAGUGGAGAAGAGCGAGAGAGGGAACGACUUGGGCUGGGCUUGCGUUCUGAUACUGGAGUCGCUGAUUCCGGUGGUGGUCGACCCGGUGAUCGGAAAAUCGAGGCUUCUGGUGACGCCGAGCGUGAAGGAACGGGCCAAGGAGAUCGCCGAGACUUGGAAGGCGAGCUUGGAAGAGCGUGGGGGAAUAGAGAACGUGAAGACGCCGGAUGUUCAUACUUUUCUCCAGCAUUUGGUGACUUUCGGGAUUGUGAAGAAGGAAGACGUGAAUUUGUAUAGGAAGCUCGUGGUUGGGUCUGCGUGGAGGAAGCAAAUGCCUAAGCUCGCUGUUUCCCUUGGCCUCUCUGAUAAAAUGCCUGAUAUGAUUGAAGAACUCAUUAGUAAAGGACAGCAGCUUGAUGCUGUACAUUUCACGUAUGAAGUUGGCCUUGUGGACAAGUUUCCUCCUGUUCCUUUGCUCAAAGCUUUUCUGAAGGAUGCUAAGAAGGCUGCAGCUUCCAUUUUGGAGGAUCCAAAUAACAUUGGCCGAUCUGUGCACCUAGCUGGCCGCAAAGAGCAGUCAGCACUACGGGCUGUCAUCAAGUGCAUAGAAGAGUACAAACUUGAGGCUGAAUUUCCUCCGGAAAAUCUCAAGAAGCGCCUUGAACAGCUAGAGAAGGGUAAGACAGAGAAGAGAAAGCCAGUCGCAGUCCCUGCCAACAAACGAACACGAGCGAACAAUGGUGGCCCAAUGCCUCCUGCCAAGGCUGGCCGCUUGACAAAUGCAUACGUGUCUUCUUUCCCUGCGGCUCCUACGUUUGUCAGGUCACCUUCCCAUGCUCAAUACCCAGCUCCAGUUCCCCCGUACCAUUCCCCGCCAACCAUGUAUGGCAGCAGAAGCCCACCGACAAACCCUUAUGCCUACUCACCAGAGGCUGCCCCCAUGGCUGGAUCCUACCCCGGAGCUCCCAUGACCUACCCUGCAUACGGUGGUUAUGGCAAUGGCAUGGCACCAGCUUAUCAGCAGGCUUACUACCGAUAGACAUGACUACUCAUUGAAGAUGGUAACCACUGAUAUUAUGAUAUGACCCCAAUCUCAUCUGCUUUUACAAUGGCUUGUUUGUAAUCACUAACCUUUUAAUGGUAGCGAUGGUCUGUGUGUUAAUCUGCGAUAUUUGUCGUGCUUCUUGCUUUGACAUGGCGGGAAGCUGUAUUUCUAAUGUUGAUCAAAACUUUAGUACUAGGUUAUUGUGGAAAGUAAUUAGGAUGACCGCAAUGCCAUCAAUGUUGUCUCGUCUAGUUCCUGUAGAAAACGAAAAAAGAACUUACUGUUUAUGUAUGGGUCUCUAUCUCGUUUCCCAGUUGCGGUUGAAUUUAAACAAAUGCCAUUAGUAUUUCGAGA
Morus notabilis is the source of this 2016-nucleotide messenger RNA. Its product is annotated as FRIGIDA-like protein 4a. The record is from RefSeq and is a predicted model, not a curated record. Lineage: Eukaryota; Viridiplantae; Streptophyta; Magnoliopsida; Rosales; Moraceae. Bases 97 to 1656 code for a protein of 519 amino acids. The transcript has 3 exons.